This is a messenger RNA of Morus notabilis, 3245 nucleotides long. Its product is annotated as protein BLISTER. Lineage: Eukaryota; Viridiplantae; Streptophyta; Magnoliopsida; Rosales; Moraceae. Gene Ontology annotation, biological process: regulation of growth. The coding region runs from base 417 to 2858 and encodes 813 amino acids. The record is from RefSeq and is a predicted model, not a curated record. The transcript is spliced from 13 exons.
CGCAAAGAACAACAGAAAGAGAGAGAGAGAGGAAACCCGGGCCAGGAGAUCUGCUCGAACAAAAAAAAAAAAAAAAAUCACAAUCCCACUCCUCUCCUUCUCUCCGAUCUGAUCGGACUCUUUGUCUGUACGAAAUUUUCAGAAUUUAAUUUUAAUAUAUUUAUAUAAAAUUUCAUUUUACCGUUUCGAAUUAUCCGACCGUUGAUCGUCGAAUUACGUCGCCAUUUCCGGAAUCUCUUUGAUCCAGAAUUUUCCGUCCUCUUCUGGGGUUUUCUAGCUAGGGCUUUUCGUUGGAAUUAAGCGUUGCGUGCUUCUUUUCGGAUUUGAUUGGGAAUUGUGGAGAGGAUUUGGAGGUUUUUUAUGGUCAAUUGUUUGUUGAAUUCUUUUGAGCUUCCGAUUGUUCGUUGUGUGUUUCGAUGGCUUCGGCUCAGGUGCUUCCGAACACUGUGGCUUCUUCGAGGAAGCAAGAGCAUUUGGAAGCUGGAAAGCGCCGGCUAGAAGAAUUCCGUAAGAAAAAAGCAGCAGAUCGUUCCAAGAAGGCUUCGUCAACCAGCCAGAUUCAUGCCUCUGAAGUCAAUUCGAAUGAGAAACAACCUUUAGAAACUGAACACGCGCGAGUUACAGAUACAAAUGGAGCUGGUACAUCUGAUCUACUUGGAAAUGCUGUUACUGAAUCUUCAUCUUUAGAAAUAAACAAUGACAGCAAUCCAAUUGAUGCCAUCCAGAAAAGUGAAUCAGUUUUGUCAAGUGAUAGGCCAACUAGUAUUUUUUCAUCAAAUGAGUAUAAUUCAUUUUCUUCAGAUCAAACACAAAAGCAUGCAAAUGGUCACGAAUUUAAGAAAGAUGGCGAUUUAGGGUCUGGUGGACCUUUAGAUGUUUAUCAAAGCCAUGGGGAGAAAGGGAAGAGCAAUGAUGCAGAAAAUUAUACAGGAGACUUGGGUAGACUUCCAUAUGGGACUGCAUCUGAACAGUUUUUUGCUUUACGCUCAAGAGGAAGUAAAGAUUUUGAUAGCAGUAUUAAUCGACUUAGUUUACACAGGAUAGAUGAACCCCAGUUGAAAGAAGAAAAAACUCCAUCAAAGGAUUAUACAAUUGCAGAUGCUAGUUCUCAAGUUUCUGUUGUACGGAUCUCAUCUCAGAAUUCCAUUAGCAGCGCUUUGCAAAGUGAGCCUAGUAGUGCCAGCGGCUCUAAAUCGUCUUCACUUUAUGAAGACAUAAUUCGACCAACUGCAAACAGAAGAGGCAUUGCCGAUGAUGAUAUGCAGAACAAUGUGAACUUCAGCGAUCUUAUGUCUUUCAAGACGGGCAAAGAAAAUAUAAGUGGCUCUGCUAGUGGUCUGUUCAGUAUGGAAAAUGGAGCUAUCCAAACAAUUGGAUCUAUGGGUUUUGAAUCUAAUUUCAGAAGCUCCCCAAAUCAUGUACCACUAUAUCCACUCACAAAUGAAACGAAUUCUAGAAGUUCUCGGCCAUCUUUUCUUGAUAAUCUUAAUAUUCAUAAAGCAUCUUCAGGAUCUCAUUUCAAAAAAGAUGAAUUUGGGAAGGAUUCAUUUAAGUCCAACAGUUUAAAACCGAAGAGCGUAGAUUUUCUUGGACCAUCCCCUUUUCACAAGCCAUCUGUGGACGCUGGAAGUUUAGGGCCCUUUUCAAAGAUCAACUCAAGUACGUCACAAGCAUUUGACCCUUCAAUAAAUUCAGUUUCUGAUAGUAUAGCGGGUGACCAGCCCAAACUGUCUGUAAAUGAAAAUGGCAUGGAGUGGAAACAUGAAUUCUACUUACCUAAGCAGAAUGAAGACUUUGCUGCACUGGAACAGCAUAUUGAAGAUUUGACGCAAGAAAAAUUCUCUUUGCAACGUGCACUUGAAGCUUCUCGUUCUUUGGCAGAGUCAUUAGCUGCUGAAAAUUCAUCUCUUACAGACAGUUAUAAUCAACAGAGAGGUGUUGUUGAUCAACUAAAAUCUGACAUGGAAAAGUUACAGGAGGAAAUCAAGGCUCAAUUGGCGGAACUUGAGGCUGUCAGAAAUGAAUAUGGAAAUGCACAGCUGGAAUGCAAUGCAGCUGAUGAACGUGCUAAAUUAUUGGCUUCAGAAGUUAUCAGUUUAGAGGAGAAGGCACUUAGACUAAGAUCCAAUGAGCUAAAGCUUGAGAGGCAAUUGGAGAACUCACAAGCUGAAAUAUCUUCAUACAAAAAGAAACUGUCUAUCUUAGAGAAGGAUCGCUUGGAUUUGCAAUCAACUAUUGAUGCUCUUCAAGAAGAGAAGAAGCUGUUGCAGUCUAAGUUGUGGAAAGCUUCCACGAGUGGAAGGUCUGUUGAUCUUACAAAAAGUUCUACAAACAAGAAAGACAUGUCUACUACUACAGAAGAUUUAGCAAAUGAAGAUACCAUUACUGACACCUCAAGUCAGGAAACAAGCGAUGCAUCUGUUGUUGGAACUGAUGCCUCCAGUUCUCCCAUGUUGCCGUUGAAUGGAUAUUCAACUGCUGAAGCUUCAUUUGCAAUUCUACCUCCUGAGCAAUCGAGAAUGAUUCAGAAUAUUAAUACUUUAAUAUCAGAGUUAGCUUUGGAGAAGCAGGAGUUAAUACAAGCUUUGACGUCCAAGUCAUCUCAUUGUUCUAAAUUGAAAGAGUUGAACACCGAGUUGUCCCGGAAACUUGAAGCUCAAACUCAGAGAUUAGAGCUUUUGACCGCUCAAAGUAUGGCCAAUGAGCAUAUUUCAGCAAGACAACCCGAUUCCCAUGAUAUACGCGAUAAUAUCCCAUAUGCAGAUGAAGGCGACGAGGUGGUUGAGCGAGUAUUGGGAUGGAUCAUGAAGCUCUUUCCUGGAGGACCACCAAGAAGAAGAACCAGCAAGCUUCUUUAAAAUGGAAGUCGGUAUGAUGUCAAGUAUUCCAUGCUCUGACCCGCUUUUCUUCUGCCUCGCUUUCUAGCGCAAAAUCGAGAUAGUAAACUGUGUAUAUAUUUGAGCCAAUUCUACACAAUUCUUUUUUUCCCAAUAGAAGAAAAAUGAGCUUGUUUUGAGAGGCCUUCACGUUCAUUGGUCAAUAUCCAUGUCAUUUGUUUUGAAGUAUGACAAUAAAGAAAGUUCUUUAUUGAUAUAGAUAUAAAUCUUAGACAGUAACUUUGGUGGAUAUGGAAAAGCAAACUGGUAUACACGAGAGAUUGUGUUGUGCACCUAUCGUUAACUAGCUAUGUUCUAUUGUAUUGUAUUUGUUAUUUGAAAAAAAAAAAAAAAAAAAAAAAAAAAAAA